This is a messenger RNA of Rubroshorea leprosula, 1288 nucleotides long. The record is from the annotation of a GenBank genome assembly. NCBI's taxonomy places the organism in Eukaryota, Viridiplantae, Streptophyta, Magnoliopsida, Malvales, Dipterocarpaceae.
AUUUUCCCGAGAAAACGAAAUGAAUUUUUCUUUCUUGGAUUCAUCCAUCUUUCAUUUCCAUUCGGCCAAUCGAAUCUGUGGGAACCCAUCACAAAAUUUCGUGGCUUCAGCAACAUUCAUAAGAAGAUUCUUCUUCAAAAUCCUACCAUCAGCAGACGUCUCCUUCUCGUUCCGCUUCUUCACAGCUCCUCGGAAAACCGCUUCCUUCCGCGGAUGAUUUCAUCCAAACCCCAAUAAGGCUAUGGUAUGUUUCAAGUUCAACUAUGGUAAUGGUGUAUCUGCCAGGAGCUAUCAGCUUGUGCCAGUCAUCUCUUUGCAAUAAUACUCUGCACAAUGCUUUGCCGGGCAAGAUCAGACAUGUCAAUGUUAAUUCCUUGAGCUGUGCUGCUGUUUUUCAUAGCCAAUCAGGGGUUAAAUGUAAUCAUGAUGUGCAUAGUUCAUAUACUCCAUGGAAAGAACAGAAUAGAGUUGGAACAUAUCUUGUAUCACAGCGAGUGGCAUCUAAGAGAUUGCUGUGUCAAUCACAUGGUUCUGUUUCGCCAGAUGAUGAGUACCGUUCAUCGCGUAAUAUAGCCAUCAGUCUGUUUAGGCGGUAUAGGAAUGUAAUUGACCGUGGAGGAGGUGACAACCUAAAAGAAUUCAUUAGUGCUGGAGUGAAUGCAUAUGCAUUGGGUUGCACUGAUGAAGGGCUGAGGAAAGAACUUAAUGCUAUGAAGGAAUCCGCCAUUGAAAUUGAAGCAAUGCAAAGUUAUGCGGGAGGGACUAGUUUAAAGUCCAAGAUUGUUGCAGAGGAGGCCGAUGAAUGUAUUUUGUGGUUGAGCAUUGUAUUCAUUACCAUUUUGUGUACACCACAACCAACUGUUGUCAGAUGGUCAUCUACACCUCCAGUGUCAGAUGAAGUACUGGUUCAAUGGAAAGGCUUCUGUGCUAUCAUAGCAAACGCUUAUUACAUAAGGGGAAUGGCAUGGCUUCCCGUAAAGACUCUCCAGCUCGAGCAAAUGGCAGUGGUGGGACAGGCUGAGGAGCCAUCGGUUGUUGCUAGCCGAAUGCGAUUAGUUUUUAGCACACUUGAGGUAGUUAGUCCACAUUGGCCAGGAGUCUAAGCCGAUUGCUUCUGUAUUUAGAAAAAUCCCAGUUAUGCUGGAUUCAAUACCGCCAUUUAGUCCAAUCAAAAUGUUGUAAAUUAAUGAAGCAUAAUUUACCAACUUCUCUGUUUGGGGGUCAUAAAGCACCAAAAAUCUUUUAUGUACUAUUUGUGUCUACCGCAGAAUACAAAUUAUGCCUUAAU